Molecule: messenger RNA, 4655 nt
Organism: Fukomys damarensis (Damara mole-rat)
Lineage: Eukaryota; Metazoa; Chordata; Mammalia; Rodentia; Bathyergidae
Gene: Ano8
Product: anoctamin 8
Exons: 18
Coding region: 1-3288 (1095 amino acids)
Biological process (GO): chloride transmembrane transport
Cellular component (GO): plasma membrane
Molecular function (GO): chloride channel activity
Source: RefSeq, a predicted model, not a curated record
AUGACCCCACUGCUGCUGGGUUGGGUGGCCAGGCUCCUGCUCCGGGCUGCUCGCGCGCGCCCCGAGACUGUGGGCUUGGAGGCGGAGCUGGGCCUGAGCAUGACGCGGCGGGCCUCGGGUGUUAGGCAGAGUGCUGGGGAGCCGGGGGGAGGGGCUGAGACCCAGGCGGCGUCCGGCCGUUGGCUGCCCCAGUGCCGGACCCGGCCUGCCACACUGCCCCCCGCAGAUAAGCUCUUCGGGAAGCGGCUGCUUCAGGCGGGACGCUACCUCGUGUCCCACAAAGCAUGGAUGAAGACGGUGCCCACGGAGAACUGCGACGUGCUCAUGACCUUCCCAGACACGACCGACGACCACACGCUGCUCUGGCUGCUGAACCACAUCCGUGUGGGCAUCCCCGAGCUCAUUGUGCAAGUCCGCCACCACCGCCGCACACGCGCCUAUGCCUUCUUCGUCACCGCCACGUACGAGAGCCUGCUCCGUGGCGCCGACGAGCUGGGCCUUCGCAAGGCCGUGAAGGCCGAGUUCGGCGGGGGUACCCGCGGCUUCUCCUGCGAAGAGGACUUCAUCUACGAGAACGUGGAGAGCGAGCUGCGCUUCUUCACCUCCCAGGAACGCCAGAGCAUCAUCCGCUUCUGGCUGCAGAACCUGCGCGCCAAGCAGGGGGAGGCCUUGCACAACGUGCGCUUCCUGGAGGACCAGCCAAUCAUCCCCGAGCUGGCGGCCCGUGGGAUCAUCCAGCAGGUGUUCCCAGUGCAUGAGCAGCGCAUCCUGAACCGUCUCAUGAAGUCCUGGGUGCAGGCCGUGUGUGAAAACCAGCCUCUAGAUGACAUCUGUGACUACUUCGGCGUGAAGAUCGCCAUGUAUUUUGCCUGGCUGGGCUUCUACACGUCAGCGAUGGUGUACCCGGCUGUCUUUGGUUCCGUGCUAUACACAUUCACAGAGGCUGACCAGACGAGCCGAGAUGUGUCCUGCGUGGUCUUUGCUCUCUUCAACGUGAUCUGGUCCACACUGUUCUUGGAAGAGUGGAAACGGAGGGGCGCGGAGCUGGCCUACAAGUGGGGGACGCUAGACUCGCCCGGGGAAGCUAUGGAGGAGCCGCGGCCCCAGUUCAGGGUCAGCCGGGGACUGCAGAGAAGCAGGGAAGGGAAACGGUGCUCGGGGUGGGGGCAGCCGGGCAGGGGCACCAAGAAAGAGUGGACCCCUGAGGCAAGGGCAUCCUGGAGGCCUCAACCCCACCACCCCCAGGAGCUGGUGCUGAGUGUGAAGGGGCUGCCGCGCCUGGCCCGCUUCCUGCCCAAGGUAGUGCUGGCCCUGCUGGUCAGCGUGAGUGCUGAGGGCUACAAGAAGCUGGCCAUCUGGCUCAACGACAUGGAGAACUACCGGCUGGAAAGCGCCUAUGAGAAGCACCUCGUCAUCAAGGUCGUCCUGUUCCAGUUUGUCAAUUCCUACCUGAGUCUCUUCUACAUCGGCUUCUACCUCAAGGACAUGGAGCGUCUCAAGGAGGUGAGGCCCCGCUCCAGGGGCAGCCAGUGGGGGGCCGGACCUGGCUCAGGGGUCCCAGGGCUCCCCGGCCUCUCCCCCCCCUCCUCCAUCCUUCUCUCCUCUCUGUCCGUCCGUCCUUGCGUCCGUCCAUCCAUGCGUCCUCUCUCUGCCUGUCCGUCUGUCCAUCUGUCCGUCGGUCCCUCCACAGCUCCUGCUCGUCCUGUCCCUGUCCCAGAGCCUCGAGCGGCAGCUGCGGGCAGUACUGGUCCCGCUCGUGGCCCUGCGGUUCCGCCUGCUCCUCCUCUCCCUCCGGGGCCUCCUGCUCUCAGCCCGGGCCAAAGUAUGGGCAGGGGAGGGCGGGGAGGCCCCCUGGCGGGGCUGGCCCAUGCCCUGCUUGGCGGCCUGAGCCUCUGGCGCCCCGCUUCCCGCCACCCCGAACCCCAGGACUACGAGGGCGGCAGCAGGGCAGGGGACCGAAGAUGUCUUAGUGGGGGCUGUGGGGCACCGGAGGAGGAGGAGGAGAGCACCACGGUGGAGAGCAGGCCCACAGGGGAGGGCGGGGAGGCCAGGGAUGGGCCCGGGGGUGCCAAGGAAGGGGAUGAGGAGGAUGAGGAGGAUGAGGACGGCGUGGACGAGGACGGCGAGGGCGAGGAUGUCGGCCUCCUGGACUGUGGGCUCCGGCUGAAGAAGGUCAGCUUUGCCGAGCGGGGCACCAGGCGGCACCGGCCUGCUCCCGGCCCUGAGGCGCUCCUGGAUGAGGGCAGCCCCACCAUGGUGGAGAAGGGGCUGGAGCCGGGCGUAUUCACCCUGGGCGAGGACGAGGACGAGGCAGAGGGGCCUCCCGGGAGCCCCGAGCAUGAGCCCCCGACCAUCCUGCUCCGCCGGGCCGGGGGCGAAGGCCAGGACCAGGGCCCCGAGGGAGGCCGAGACCCCGAGCCCGGCUCUGGCGACCCCACAGGGAAGCGGAAGCCGCAGCACCGCUCCUCUUGGAUUGACCCACCUGACGAGGAGCCCUCACCCCAGCUCACACAGGCAGAGAAGGCUUCCCAGAAAUUGUUUCAGGACACCUUCCAGGACUACCAGGAAAUGUUCGUGCAGUUCGGCUACGUUGUGCUCUUCUCGUCUGCCUUCCCGCUGGCUGCACUCUGUGCCCUGGUCAACAACCUCAUCGAGAUCCGCAGCGAUGCCUUCAAGCUGUGCACGGGGCUGCAGCGGCCCUUUGGCCGGCGCGUGGAAAGCAUCGGCCAGUGGCAGAAAGUGAUGGAGGCCAUGGGCGUGCUGGCCAUCGUGGUGAACUGCUACCUCAUCGGGCAGUGCGGGCAGCUGCAGCGCCUGUUCCCCUGGCUGAGCCCGGAGGCGGCCAUCGUGUCUGUGGUGGUGCUGGAGCACUUUGCUCUGCUCCUCAAGUACCUCAUCCAUGUGGCCGUCCCUGACAUCCCAGGCUGGGUGGCCGAGGAGAUGGCCAAACUUGAGUACCAGCGGCGCGAGGCCUUCAAGAGACAUGAGCGCCAGGCACAGCACCGCUACCAGCAGCAACAGCGGAGGCGGCGGGAGGAGGAGGAGCGGCAGCGCCACGCAGAGCACCAGGCCCGCAGGGAGCGCGAGGCUAGUGGCCAGGAGGAGGCGAGGGCCGAGGGAUCUGGGCUUGAUGCCGCAGCCGCGCCCACACUCCCGCCACAGCCCCUGGCGGGGGACGCCAGCUUCUACAGCCUCCCCCAAUUGCCAGAGCCCCCUGAAGCCCCUGCACCUGGCCCAGGCCCCAGCCCCAGCCCGCAGGCGGUAUGCUGGCCCAGCGGCUGGCACUAGCUCCCACCUCCUGUUAUAUGCAACAGUCAGCAACGCGGGCAGCCAGACCCGACCCUCGCUGCCCAGCACGGCUACCCCAAGGCGGGGGCCCCUCUGCCGUUUUCCUUUCAACCAGGAUGGGGGACAAAAGGAGCCCCAAAAUCAAUAGAUGACACCCACACAGAAUAGGCGAUUAUUUAUUUGGUUUUUAAUUUAUUUUGUCAUAUUUUUGUAAAACGGCAGCAAUGCAAUAAAAAGUCUAUUUCGACAGUGUCCGGGGUGAGAGCAGAGCCAGGGCGGAGCCCGGGAGGCUGGACUGGCUGGGCUGUACCGCGCUGGGGUGACACCCGACCUGAGCUGCCAAGCCUGGGGUGCCCCCACCCUGGAUAAAGGAAGAGAUCUCCAAGCGCCCAGAGCACCGGGCAGCGGCUGGGGUGGGGGUCCUUGCCAUGCUGAUGGAUCAGGAGAUGACAUUUAUGGAGCCAACCCCGCGGGAAGGGGCGGACACAGACACCAGGGGCUUCUGAGUCAGGACGGGGGGACUAUGGGGACUGUUGGGGGGACAGCUGGCACAGGGAAGCCAGGGUGGCCAGCCCUGGACAGCAGUCAGACGUGAGCACUGGGACCUCAUGUGGGGACAUGGGAUGUGCCCGUCCACAUGGAGACGGGGCUCAGGGCCAUGGGUGUGGGGUGACAUCGGGUAAGGGAGUCCCAGCAGGCCAGGCCAGGACACCGCCCAGGAAACAGGAAGUGCUGCCCGCACAGGGCGGAGAGACCAGGUCAGAGGGGACACAGCCCUGGCCCGCCCUGCCCCCAUCUGUCAACAAUCGGGAGACACCUGGGGCCCACUGGGGUCAGCCUGGCCCAGCCCACACCAGGACUGAUGCCCCACUGCCAGCCGGGCACCACUGCCGUGGCAACACGGGGUCCCUCCCUGGCACCUCCAUGGCUGUAGCCCAAUGCCCUCACACCUCCGGCGCCCAGCAAUCAGCUCCCCACACCCCGGCCCCGACACAGCAGAGCCCACAGCUGCGUCACUGUCACAGACUCGCCAGGGCACGCGCCCGUGGGCAGUGUCCUGGGCCGGCCGGGUCCUUGGGCUGAGGUGGCGGCCUUGACGUGGGGCCGCAGCAGCUUAGGAGAAUCCGCUGGUCCAGGGGCCACGGCCCGACCCCUCCUCGUUCCUCUGAGUGAUGACACUGGACACUGGACAUGGGCUGCAUCCUCGAAGGCCGACGUGGGCGGAGCAAAGACGCGAGGUGGAAUAGGAAAGAUCCUUUAUUGGGGAGCACACGGAGCACGCGCGAGUCCAUGAUGAAACGCUAACAUCCGGGGCGCGCUGCCCUCACGGGCCCACAGGCCACGCACUGUUCCCCCAGCCCACCCCU